Cyphellophora attinorum is the source of this 1665-nucleotide messenger RNA. RefSeq names its product Protoheme IX farnesyltransferase, mitochondrial. Gene Ontology annotation, cellular component: membrane; mitochondrion. NCBI's taxonomy places the organism in Eukaryota, Fungi, Ascomycota, Eurotiomycetes, Chaetothyriales, Cyphellophoraceae. The transcript has 2 exons. Gene Ontology annotation, biological process: heme biosynthetic process. Gene Ontology annotation, molecular function: protoheme IX farnesyltransferase activity. The record is from RefSeq and is a predicted model, not a curated record. Bases 1 to 1665 code for a protein of 554 amino acids.
AUGGCCGAAGUAUCGAUGAGACGGCUGGUCGGUGGCAGCGUCUGCUCUCGAUGCAUAGCCCGCACCGUCCGACCACAGCCUUUGCCUGCCAACAACCUCUACAGAUCAUCAUUCCACACCAAGCGGAAGCUUCAUGAUAGUCUGGCUACUCGCCGGAACGCAGUAAUUACUCAGAAUGGCUUUGUGCAGGACUAUUUCUCCGCGAAUCCCUCGAUGAAUAAAGAGUGGCUACGAGAGGGGUUGCGCUCGUUCGUCAAGCAAGCCUCUGAGUCGCCCAACACCACAUCCUCCAUCACAGCAGCAGGGCGAGAAGCGUCCAUUCACAGCUCUGCACUGCCUGCCGAGUCUCGCCAUUCGUCGGCAGCUGCCACAAGCACAAGUCUGCCGCCCACCGAGAGCCUUGAUAAUCCUCCUCUCUCGACAGAGGAAGGACAACAGCAAGAGCUGCUCCCACAUAGGCGAAGGAAGCGGCGGAAAGAAGAGGACGCUCAGGACACGUCCGAGUCACUACCACUUGACGCCUCCUCCCAGCUGACAACAGCGGCCACCACGCUGCCCACGUCCGCCACCCUACGACGCCGCUUCGCGACCUACCUGGCCCUCACCAAACCACGACUCUCCUUCCUCAUCCUCCUCACUACAACCUCCGCUUACAGUCUUUACCCUCUACCCGAGAUCAUAUCCUCCUCCACCGCAGCCCUGCAGACCACGCUCUCGACCUCCACGCUCACCCUCCUCUUCCUCACCAGCGGCACCUUUCUCUCCUGCGCCGCCGCCAAUACCCUCAACAUGCUUUUCGAGCCCAAAUACGAUGCCCUCAUGACCCGCACUCGCAACCGACCCCUCGUGCGCCAACUCAUCAGCCACGCUCCGCCGCCCUCUUCGCCACCGCCUGCGCCGCCUCCGGCCUCACUCUCCUCGCUCAACAUCUUUCUGUACGCAGGAGUCUACACUCCCAUGAAACGCCUCUCACCAGCGAACACCUGGGUCGGAGCCAUUGUCGGCGGCAUCCCGCCCCUGAUGGGUUGGUGCGCUGCUGCAGGCCAAGCCGCUACUACGGAACACCACUCUGCUACGGACCUCCUGCUUUCCGAGUCCGCGACAGGCGGCUGGCUUCUCGCCGCACUACUAUUCGCAUGGCAAUUCCCACACUUCAUGUCCCUCUCCCACACCAUUCGGGAGGACUAUCGCGCUGCAGGCCACAAGAUGCUCGCCUGGACGAAUCCCGCACGCAACGCACGCGUCGCGUUGCGGUAUAGCCUGGCCAUGUUCCCGAUCUGCGCAGGGAUGUACGCUAUCGGGCUGGUGAACCAAGGAUUCUUGGUGAUCAGCACGGCGUGUAAUCUGUGGAUGACAAAGGAGGCAGUGGCGUUUUGGCGGAAGCAGGGCGGCGGAGGGAGUGCGAGGGGACUGUUCUGGGCGAGUGUGUGGCAGUUGCCUUUGGUGUUGGUGGGGGCGCUGGUUUGUAAGAAGGGGAUCUGGGAUGGUGUGUUUGGCGAGGGUGAACAGAAGAGCGUGUACGAGCCGCAGCCGGCUGGUGACGUGGAGGUCGUUGCGGAGACGGCGGAGGAAAAGGUGGUAGUGCUGGCAGGUGAGACGUUGGGAUUGGAGGAGAGGAAUCGGCGGUGGAACAUGUCUAUGCUGGGUUUCAAGCGGCCGAGUUGA